Molecule: messenger RNA, 436 nt
Organism: Heterobilharzia americana
Lineage: Eukaryota; Metazoa; Platyhelminthes; Trematoda; Strigeidida; Schistosomatidae
Source: the annotation of a GenBank genome assembly
CUCUUGAUGAAAGUUAAAGUAAGGAUGAGGACAUGGAAUGUAUGCACAACGUUUGAAGCUGGCUAGCUGUCAAGGCUGCCCAGAUUGCAAGAGAGAUGAGGAAAUAUGGCAUAGAAGUGCUAGGAAUCUGCGAAAGCAGGUGGAAUGGAAGUCGACUCUUCAAAACUGUCAACUGGAGAGAAGAUUCAAUUAUCUAUUCCCAUAUCGUCACCCAGACGACAACCAUGAGCACACUGAGUUCUCGAGUGGCUAUCAUGAUGUCCCCAACAGCAUCGAAGGAUCUCAUACAGUGGGAAUCAGUCUCCUCAUGCAAGAUCAGGAUCAUGACAGCAAGAUGGAUUCAACUCGAGGGGAAGGAAAGUCACAAUGAUACAAUGCUACACUGUGCACCUACAAAUAAUUGAGCAGAUGAAGAGAAGAAGGAGGAAGGAAUUCU